AUGAACAACUUUGCAAAAAUAUUUCAAUCAAAUUGGAUAGAUCUAAAUAAGUUGGGAAAACUUGAAAUAUUUUUAAAAACGAUAUCAGGAAUUUAUAAAGCACCAAAUAGGACACACUUAUUAGCACACGCAGCAGAUAUAUCAUCUUUUUAUGCAGUUAAAAAUAUUUAUGAAUAUAUGAAAAAUGAUGAUGAAGGAAAAGUUAUAUUAAAAAAUAAACCAUUACUAAUAAGACAAGAUAUCCAAUUUAAUGAGUUAAAAAAAUUGCCUAAAAAUACUUUAGGUUAUAAAUAUAUGGAAUUUUUAGAAGCAUAUAAACUUCAUGCCCAUGAUAGAGAAGCAGCUCAUUUUUUUGAUGAUAUUAAUUAUUCAUAUAUAUUAACAAGAUAUAGACAAAUACAUGAUAUAGGGCAUGUUGUUUAUAAUUUAAAUAUAUCGAUUGAAUCUGAGGCUGCAUUAAAAAUGAUUGAACUAAUACAUACAAAAUUACCUAUAACAUUACUAGCUAUUUUAGUAGCACCUUUUAUGACACCCUUAUAUAGAUUUCAAUAUAUAUUUAAAGAUAAAAUACCUCCAAAUUUUCUUAAUUCCAAUUUUGAUUAUACAUAUAAAGAUGAUUAUAAUUAUAUAGAUGAACUAUCAUUAAAACAAUAUGUAUAUAAUUUAACAGAAUAUUUUCAUAUUGAUAAAACAGAUAAUAAUUUAUUUUUUCAAAAAUUAUAUAAAUAUUAUUUUGACAAUUUAAAUAAUUCCAAUAAUAUUCGAGGUACUAUUAUUUAUGGAUAUAAUAAUGAAAAUAAUAAUGAUAUAAUUUUUGAUAAUAUAAAUAAUGAAUAUAUUUUUUUAAAAAAUCCUGAAAAAAAUUAUUUUCUUUUUAAAUAUAAACCAAGACAAACAUUAUUGAAACAAUUAUAUCCUUGGGCAUAUAUGGCUGGUAUGGCAGCAACAAAACCUCUUCAUUCUAUUUAUAUUGAAAAUUGGCUAGACAAAGAUAUUGAUAUGUUCAGAAAGAAAUACAACAUAAUUCCUCUUCCUAACCACCUGAGUUUAAUGUCCGGUAUUAACUAA
Plasmodium vinckei vinckei is the source of this 1068-nucleotide messenger RNA. Its product is annotated as ubiquinone biosynthesis protein COQ4, putative. The record is from RefSeq and is a predicted model, not a curated record. The transcript has a single exon. NCBI's taxonomy places the organism in Eukaryota, Apicomplexa, Aconoidasida, Haemosporida, Plasmodiidae. The coding region runs from base 1 to 1068 and encodes 355 amino acids. Gene Ontology annotation, biological process: ubiquinone biosynthetic process. Gene Ontology annotation, cellular component: mitochondrial inner membrane.